AUGGCUGAGAAAAUAAUCGAAUGGAAAAACCAAACUUGUUUCAGUGAAAAACCAAUAUCCAUUAUUGACAGUGGAAUUACGUGCAACGUCAAGAUUGUAGAAAACCGAGUUCACUGGAGAUUUGCGUGGGUUGGUGCGGAGCCGGUGUACGGUUUGGCCGGUCACGUAAUCAUCAAGCCAUCAGCAAACUCGAGAGCACAGUUCCAUCAACUUUGAUGUAUUUUUUGUUGCAUUUGAGACUCCACUAGAUGAAUAUGAGACAAUGUUCGCCAAGUCGAAUAGAACAAACGCGGUUCUGAUGGUUGAUGGGAAGAAGCUUCACGUGAACAAAACGCUUCUAUCCCUCCACUCUACUCAUUUCAAAAAAUUGUUCCAAUCUGAAGGAGACCAGCUUCCAGUCGACAACAUCAGCUACGAAGAUUUCGCUCUUUUGAUCAGCACCAUCCAGCCGAACCCCAUCUAUCCAAAUCACUUCACCGCGGAAAAGAUCCUCGAAUUGGCUGUCCGAUUCCGCAUUCCAGCUGCAACUGCACUUGUUGAAAAUCAGCUCGUCAACUACAGCUCCUUUUCUCAUGGAAAACUGUUGUUGAUUGCUGAUAAGUACGGAUUGGAGAGACUUUUGGACCAGCAAGUGCGGAAAAUAUACACAAAGGAGGUUGCAGAGGAGCUGAAGACGUGCGCCGAGUUCCCACAGCUUUCGGAUAAUGCUAAGGCAAAAGUUGCCGACUUUCUUUUGCCAUUGUUUACCUAG
This is a messenger RNA of Caenorhabditis elegans, 751 nucleotides long. NCBI's taxonomy places the organism in Eukaryota, Metazoa, Nematoda, Chromadorea, Rhabditida, Rhabditidae. The record is from the annotation of a RefSeq genome assembly.